GGCAGACACGGCUCCUGGGAUCACAGAGCUCCAGGGUUCUCUGCAGGCGUCCUCUGAGGCUCAUGAGGGGCCGCGGCAUCGAUGACUGCGGUGGGGGAGAGCCAGGACCACGCUGAGCUGAAACUGGAGGCUGUGAUAGAGGAACUGUCUCUCCGGGUGCUAGGCUGCGAAGAAGAGAAGUGUCUGACUCUUCGUGGAGACCCCACAAACUCCCUCCCUGCCCGGCUGCCGGCUCGCAUCCGAGAGAUCGUUACCAGGAACCUCACGCCGCCGCCAGUCCCUGGCCCCUCCGCAGACAUGUCAUCUCUCCUGUCCCUGCAAGAGGAGAACCGCAUCUUGCAGCAAGAGCUGUCCCGGGUGGAAGAUCUGCUGGCGCAGAGUCGCGCAGAGAGGGAUGAGCUGGCCAUUAAGUACAACGCAAUUAGCGAGAGGUUGGACCAGCCCCUCCGCUGGUCGUGGGAGGAGCCUGGUAGACCUGCGCCCAAUGCUAUAGGUUGGAGCGAGCGGAACGAGCUUGAGCAGACCCUGCGCCUGGAGACUGGUGAGCGAGAAAGAGAUUCCCUGGAGACGCGGAGCCUGGCGCAGCAGAAUGUGGAGCUCAGGCGACGGCUGGAGGAAGAGCAGGCCGCCUACAAGCGCAAGCUGCAGGCCUACCAGGAGGGACAGCAGCGCCAAGCCCAACUCGUGCAGAAACUGCAAGCUAAGGUCCUGCAGUAUAAGAAGAGGUGCGGAGAGGUGGAGCAGCAGCUUCUGGAGCGCUCCACGGAGCUGGAACACGAACGCCUCAGUAGCCGCCUGGAGCUGACGGACUCGCGGCUGCGGCAGGAGGAAGAGAACAGCAAUGAGCUGGAGAACGCGCUGAUCCGCCUGGAGGAGGAACAGCAGAGAAGUGCCAGUCUGACCCAGGUCAAUGCCAUGCUCAGGGAGCAGCUGGACCAGGCCAACUCCGCCAACCAGGCCCUAAGCGAGGACCUGCGCAAGCUGACGGCUGAUUGGACCAAAGCUCGAGAUGAGCUGGAGCAGAGGGAGAGCGAGUGGAGGCGAGAGGAGGAGUCCUUCAACACGUACUUCAGCAACGAGCACAGCCGGCUGCUCUCUCUCUGGAGACGGGUGGUGGGAUUCCGGAGACAGUUCAGCGAGAUGAAGACCAUGACGGAGAGGGACCUCUCGCUGAUGCAGAAGGAUCUAUCCCACUCCUGCCGCUCCCUUCAUGCCUCCUGCAUGAGCGUCAGCGGUUCCCAGCGACUGGCAGAGAACAGCGGGGUGGUUGUACUGGAGAGGCAGGGUCUACAACUGGCCCAAAUGGAUGAGCAGCUAAAGGAUAAAGUGCGAGAAAUGAUCCGGUUACAGGCUGCGUACGAUGCUGAUAAAGCGGAACUCAGUGCUAGGUCAGCAGAACUGCAUAGGACUGUUAAGCGCCUGCAAUGUGAGAACAAGGAAAAAGACCAGCAGAUGAAGCAGCUGCAGAAGCAGGAGAAGAAUCUGAUGGAGGAACAGGUGGCUUUGGUCGGAGAGGAGUUGGAAGUACUGAAGUCCGAGAAAGAGGUCCUAGAGGAGACCCUCCGAGAACUCACACAGGCUGUGCUGAGUGACACAGACAGCGGUCUCCAGAUGUCCACCAGUGACCGGACCCUAGAGCUUAUAGAGAGUGAGGGUCCGGGACUCAGCGUCCGAGGUCUUUCCAGCAGCCUGCGCACUUCCUCUCCCAUUCGCCGCUCCUCUCCUCACCGAAGCAGCUCCCCGCGGCGUAGCCUGUCCCCAGCCUUCCGGGACUCCGCCCUCUCUGCCGUGCAUUCUGCCCUUCAGAGGAGACAUAUACAAGUGCAGGAACUGCGAGGGCGGCUGGAGGCCGGGCAGGAAACAGUCGGCACUCUGCGCAAGCAGCUCAACGACGGUGAGAAUGACCGCAGGGUCCUGGAGCAGAAGAUUGCGAAGCUACAGCAAGAUUUGGACACUUCCGCCAUCGCUAGAGAUGAUGCAGAACACAGUAUCUCCAGACUGCGCAGCAGCCUAGAACACCUCAACAGUGAGCGGGAUGUUCUGGAGCGGAACCUUCAGAAUCUACAGCAACAGCUGGAAGCGCAGCGUCAGGAGGCAGAAAAACUACAAGUAGCGAACGGCGACCUGCAGCGUCAGAGAGACAUCCUACAGGAGGAGAAGGAGGACGUAUGUCAGGAUCGUGACCGGGCCCUGCGAGAGGUGGAGAGAGGGCACAAAGCCCAGGAGCAGCUGGAGGGGAAGCUCUCCGUCCUCAGGAAGGAGCUGGUCAUGGUGAAGGAGUCUCUGCAGCAAUCCACCCUGGAUAAGGAGGUCUUAGAGGCAGAGAAGGCCGACGUCUCCCAGGCUCUGUCCAAGGCGGAAACCAUCCGGGCAGAGCUGGAGCUGGCUCAGAACAGACAGAGGACGGAAGAGGCAUCGCUGCGAGACACUCUAUCCAAGAUGAGUGCACUGAACGAGAGUCUGGCCCAGGACAAGACCGAGCUCCAUAGAGUCAUUGCCCAGUUGGAGGAGGAAAGAUCCUCCUUGCAGGGACAGAAGCAUGAGGUGGAGCAGGAGAAGACCUCAAUUCGCGAUGAGCUGGUUCGCCUGGAACAGGAAAAGCUAGAGCUGGACACAGAGCGCUUUGGGCUAGAUAACUCCCUGCAGGCCAUGGAGCAGAGCCGGGAAAAGCUUCUGCAGGAACUUCAAUCUCUGCGCAAGGAGAAAGCACAUCUACAGGAACAGCUGGGACAGGUGACACGACAGAGGAAUUCCCUGAGUGAAGACCUCGUGCAGAGCCGCAAGGAGGUGGAGCAGCAGAGUGAGAGCCUGCUACGGGCAUCCAGAGAGAAGGAGGCUCUGAUGAAAGAUAAGGGCAGCUUGGUGGUACAGCUCACCGCCUGCGAGCGAGAGAACAGAGCGCAGUCUGAAGAAAUAGCCGCACUCAGGUCAGAGAAAGAGGCGCUGGAGACGGCCAUGUUUGAUGUUCAGCAGCAGCUCACACACACCACAUCCCGCAAGGAGCAACUGGAGGCAGAGCACCAGGGUCUGCGGCUGGCAAAGGAGACCCUGCAAGCGGAGAUCAGCUCUGCGCGCAGACAGAUGGAGGCCGAGGUCGCUAAACUAGAGCGGGACAGAGAGGCUCUAAACCAUCAGCUGAUCCACACGGAGAAGGAAGCCCAGAUCACCCUAAAGAGUGGGCAGAGAGCGCAUGAGGAGGACAUGGAACGUCUACUCAGGGAGAAGGACGCUUUGCGCCUGGAUUUGGAGUCUGAGAAAGAAGACCUGGUCCACCAAAUGACCCAGGAGCGCGAGGAGCUGCUGGCACGGUACGAGAUGGAGCGUGAAGAGAUGAGCGAGGAAAUAACGUCUCUACAGCAGGAGCGAGAUGACCAUCUCUUACAGGCAGCAAGCGAGAAACAGCAGGUUCUGUCGCUGAAGGAAUCCGAGAAAGCGUCUCUGAGUGAGAAACUGAAUAACCUUCAGCACACGCUGGCCGCUCAGAGCCUGGAGAUGGAGCGUCACAAGCGGGAGAACCAGACCAGACAGGAGCAGGACCGGAGCACAAUCCUCUCUCUGAACUCCGAGAUGAAGAGUCUCCGGACGCAGUUUGAAGAAUCACUGGAGUCUCAUGAGAGAGAGCUGAAGAGUCUCCAUGAGCAGAUCCGAGACCUGGGGAAGCAGCGUGAGACGGCUGUGCGGGAGGUGGAGGAACUAAAGACUCAGCUGUGUGUGCUGGAAGACGCCAGGGACGCGCUGCGGCGUGAGCUGAUAGAGGCUCACAGGCGUGUACGAGAUGGCAACGAGUCGGUGGAGGUUCACAAGAAGGAGAUCCUGGACCUACGAAGAUCCCAUGGCGAUGAAUCCAAAGCGAAGGAAGCAUUUCAGAAAUCUAAUGAGGAGCUGCGAGGGGCGGUGCGCCGGGCUGAGAGCGAGCGCAUUAGUUUGAAGCGCAGCAAUGAGGAGAAGGAGCAGAGGCUGUCUGUCAUGGAGGAGGCUCGGGCAGUCACGGAGAAGGAGGCGGCUGACCUGCGCAGCAAUCUGCGAGAGGUGGAAAGGUCGCGGCUGGAGGCACGGAGAGAACUGCAGGAUCUGCGUCGACAGCUGAAGGUUCUGGAUGACGAGGGUGCGAAGCACAGCCGGGAGAUGGCGGAGGUGCAGACUCGCCUGUCCAUGUGUGAGCAGCGAGAGGAGGAGACCCGCCGGGACAGCUUCGCCCUGAAACAGAAGCUCAUGGAGUCAGAGAGCGGGCGAGAGGCUGCCAGGAAAGAGCUGAGCACGCUGCAGAGGAAACUGUCUGAGCUAGAGAGCGACUUCGGCCUACGGGAGAAGGAGCUGCAGGGUAACCUGGAGGAAACCCGCGGCAACGAGAAGAAGCUGCUGGAUAAUGCCCACAACCUGGAGCUGAAACUUCUGGCAUCACAAGAGGAGGCGGCCCAGCUAGGGCUGAGACUGAGCGCCAGCGAGGGGCGCGUGCACGGCCUGGAAGCAGAGCUGGCCCGCCUCGAGGGGCUGAAGAGAGAGAUGGAAUUUAAACUCAGCAGCUUGCACUCUGCCCUGCGAAGGACGCUUGGGAUUGGUCGCGCUGGGCGCACGCCAAGCCCCGCCAUAAGAGGGCGUAGCGGCUCACCCAAGAGGACUUUCUCCCCGCUGAAGGGCUUUGACAACACUUACACCACGACCACUGAUGGGCGUGGCAGCCCCAUCCCGCGUACAGGCAGCCCGGAGCGCAGUAAGACCCCAGAUCGCGCAGCUUCCCCCGCACGUGGGGAGCAGGUAUCCACUGAUAUAGACCCCGAGGUGAUCCGCACAGCCUUACGUGACUUCCUGCAGGAGCUGCGAGACACUCAGCGAGAGCGGGAUGAUCUGAGCACCCAGUUAGGAACCGCAUCCCGGCAGCUGGUGGAGGUGGAGGCUGAGCGAGACGGAGCGGCAACGCGGGUGCAGCAGCUGCAGAAAGUGCUCUCGGAGGUGGAGGAGGGGAAGCGCAGCGCAGACGGGAAACUCAGCAAUGCGCAGACUACGCUCAUCCUGCAGGAGGAAACCCUGCGUCGCUAUGAGAGGGAGCGCAAGAUGGCGUUAGAGAAAGCUUCCAGCCUGGAGCGCAGUCUUCAAGCAGCGGAGAAUGAGCACAGGGCGGCCCAGGACAAGGUCAAUAAAAUGAAAGCCAACGAAGCGAAGCUGGAUAGCGACAAGCGGCGUCUGAAGGAAGUGCUGGAUGCCGCUGAGAACCGCAACACCAAGCUGGAACUGUCCCGCCGAGGGUUGGAGGGGGAGCUGCAGAGGGUCCGACUGGUGCUGGAUGACCGGGAGACAGAGAUGCAUGCGAUGCAGCAACGCAUAGAAGGACUACAGAGACAGCUGUCGGACAGUGAGGGGAAGGUGAGCGCCCUCCAGAUCUGCGUAGAUCGGCUGAAUGUGACCCUCGGGAAGGUGCAGGAGAAUGAGACCGUCCUAAAGGAGAAAGUGCAGAGUCUUACCAGCGCUCUCUCCGAGAGUAACUCCAGUUCCAGCACCUCCUACGAGAAGAUUGGACAACUGCAGAAGACUCUGACCAGCAGCGAGCACGAGCGGCGUAUCCUCCAGGAGCGUCUGGAAGCUGCGCGACUGGCUGCGUCGGAGAGCAAGAAGCAGAGUACGGGGCUGAUUGAGAAGAUUCAGGAGCUGCGGGAUGAGGUGGCGGAGGGAGAAUUGCGGCGCAUGGAGCUGGAAGAGCAGAUCCGGCAGCUACAGGAGCUCUUGCACCAGCGACAGGAAAGUGAGGGCGUCUCACUCCGUAACCUCCAGAAGCUGCAGGAAGAGAGAGAGCUCUUACAGGACCGCCUGGCCGGGCUGCAGCGUGCUAUGGUUCAGUUAGAGGCCGAGAAGCGAGAGAUGGAGCGAUCGUCUCUCCGCCUCGAGAAGGACAAAAAUGCUCUGAAAAAGACACUUGAUAAGGUGGAGCGAGAGAAGCUGAAAACCGCAGAGGACACGUUGCGUCUAUCUGCGGAGAAGGGGAGGCUGGAUCGGUCACUGACUACGGUGGAGCAGGAGCUGGCGGACGCCCAGAGACAAGUGCAGCUCCUGGAGGUGCAGUUAUACAGGGUUAGGCGCAAGAUCACGUUCAGCCUGGCGCAGAUAGCAGACAUGGAGCAGACGCACUCUCAGAGCCUGAUGGAGACAGCGGCUCGUCAUCGACAGGAGCUUCAGAUGGAGAUAGAGAGGCUGCGCAAUGCUCAGAUCCAGGCAGAGCGGACUCUGGAUGCCAGAGAGCGAGCUCACCGCCAGCGUAUUAAAGGGCUGGAGGAGCAGAUCUCUACGCUGAAGGAGCAGCUGCAGCAGGAACUGCGCCGGGGUCCGCCUCAUUACGCCCAGCCGUCUCUCCUCUCAGGGAAAUAGGGCGAGGGCGUAGCCCCUCGGGUCACACAUUCCUGGUGCUUUACCACCACUCAGACUGAUCUUUUUGUAUCACUGUUUUUUAUUGUACCCUCCCCCUGACCAAUGUGAGCGCAGGGCGGAGUCACCGCUACUGACACGCGAGGGCGCCAAGCCCCGUGACCUUUAUAUCUACAGUAUUUUUAUAUUACACUUUUUUUUUUUUAGAACACUUGUGCACUGUCCUCGUCUCUGUGUUUGCACUGAAUGUAACAAAUCCAUGAGAAACACAAGCCGGGAGGGCCCUAGAAACACAACUGUGAUUGAUCGCAGUAAGCUGGUGCGGGGGGGGGGGGAAUAUAAGACCACCUAGACCACAGCCGGAGACUAGCUCUCAUUGCUGGUUAGUGCCACCCUGCGGACAUUCGGGAUGGUGUAGACCCACGACGUUGAUGGAUACAGAUAUAAUGGACCUAAGCCUCUCUUCCACAACGGAUCGGUCCUGUGACACCGCUGCAGCUUGGGUGGAAGCAAUUCUCUGUCGCACAUACCGCACCCUGACCUUGUCGUACUCUAACAAUGGGGAGCCGCUGACAGAAGCACAACUACUACGAAUGUGUGAUAAAAUCUUCAGCGCUACGGUUAUUCAAUAAGAGGCUCGCAUAGAUAGUAUCCCACCUGACCAUUUAAUCAGUCUUUCUGCUAGUCUAGGGCUGGGCAGUGUGGUGCACUCCGGGGGCACAAGGGUGGCCCUGUCACUCAAUAGGGCCACUCGUUACCCUUAAUCUCAGUAAUAAAUGAUAACAAUACAAUCAGUGAGACCAUAAAACACCCAUAUGCUCUCUAGAACCCCACGUACCCAUAAUGCCUUUCCUAUCUUCCACUUGCCCUGAAGCACUCCUGAGCAGUGGGCCGUGUUGUUUCUGUGAGACCCUCCAUUGCUGGGAAGUGCCCCGUGGGAGCCACAGUGACUGACGCUAAUACCGACUAAUGGAGAAGUGAACGCGAUCAUUCCUCAGUGAGGAGAUAGAACUUACACUCAGAGACUCGUAUAUACUCCCCCCAGGUCCUCCUGUACAUUAUACUCAUAUCAUGACCUGAUUACAGCGCUGUGUCCACCAUACGGGAAGAGUUUCUCAUGGCUGCCGCGCCACUCCGAGCCCUACAACGUGCCAGACUUACUGUGACUAGUAAUAAAAUACAAUGGUAAAA
This is a messenger RNA of Pseudophryne corroboree (corroboree frog), 7545 nucleotides long. RefSeq names its product ciliary rootlet coiled-coil, rootletin (gene CROCC). Bases 82 to 6357 code for a protein of 2091 amino acids. The transcript has 39 exons. The record is from RefSeq and is a predicted model, not a curated record. Gene Ontology annotation, cellular component: centriole; centrosome. NCBI's taxonomy places the organism in Eukaryota, Metazoa, Chordata, Amphibia, Anura, Myobatrachidae.